ACGAUCCAUGGAGUUCUUUCUGCGUAAAGCUGGACACCCGAACCGGCAGGUGCGGUCGGUGCCUGAUGGGACAGUGGCUGAAUUUCCCAUCGCCAAUGUCAGCCGGAAAGAUGGAGGGAAUUACACCUGUGAAUAUCGCUCCAUAACGGAUCAGAGUCGCUGGUCGUAUCGCAGCGACCCCGUCGAGAUCAUUGUAGCAGAUCCCAGCUUACCCAGACCGUCCAUCUCUCUGAUUCCCACUGGGGUCACCGCCCCAGGGGCAGACGUCACCAUCCGGUGUCAGGGGCAGCGCUGGGACGUGAGGUUCUUCCUGCACAAGGCUGGAGACCUGAACCCGCAGCGACACAUGGACCCUGCUGGGGACGGGGCCGGGGCCGAGUUCUGCAUCCCCACCGUGGGCCGGCCGCACGAAGGGAGCUACAGCUGCAGCUACCGGCUCCAAUCACAGCCCUUCGUCUCCUCGCAGCCCAGCGUCCCCGUGGAGCUGGUGGUAGCAGGUGGAUCGGAAUCGCCGGCACCUCUGGGUCUGACCAGCCCCAUCAUCACUGGGGUGAGCGCGGCAGCCGCCAUCCUCCUCCUCCUCCUCCUUCUCGUGGCCUUCGUCUGCUUCAGAAAAACCCGAGCCAGAAAAGGAGCCGCACCGAGACCGAGCAGCACCAGCCCUAAGGGGGCAUUAAAGGCACCGGCUCAGCAAGACCCCAUCUACGCCUCCAUGGAUGAAGGGAAAGAGCCGCAGACCCUGCCCCAGGAGCCCGACCCCGGCGCCGACGGACUCACCUACGCCGAACUGGACGGCCAGGCGCUCCAGGCCAAGCGGGGGGGCCCGGCCCCUGCCCCUGAGCCCGCUGAGACCAGCAUGUACGCCGCGAUCAAUGUGAGCCGGGGGCCCCCACAGUGAGAGCCCCCUGCAGCCAUGGGGCGCCGGCCCCCACGGGGCAACAGACUCACCCACCUGCAGCACCUGCCCCGAGACUCUGCUUCUAGGGAAGAUUUAGGGGGGACACUGCCCUCCCCCCAUGGCUGCCCCUUCUCAUCGAGCUGCUGUCUCCCUGCCCCACCUAGGCCCCCAUGUAGGGGCCGGUGUGGGGGGCUCAGCACUGGGAGGGGGAGGGGAUGCGCUGAGGUGGCUGUUUAUUUUAUUUUGCAUCCUGUUAAUCUCCAGAUUAGUAAUAAACACAGAACCACAAACCAGCCCAACCUGGGCACCUCACAGCCCCCCUCUGCCGGGAAUGUGUGUAACACCUGGGGGAGAUGGGGUGGGGCAUGGGGGGUGGUUAUACAGGGACCCCUCACCCAGCGCUGGGUUGCAGCCCCUCUGGGGAAGGGCGUCAGUUGGGCAGGACACCGGGGUUCACACCCUGACUCUGGGUGAAACUGCAGAAGGGUCUGAUGCCCGUGACUAAUUGGUGCCGGCUGUUUACAUCCCCCCAUGGGGUCGUCCCUUCCCCGCUGUGCUGGGGGAUCCAUCCCUGUGAGCCGGUGUGCGGGGAGCAAAGGGGAGGUGAUCCCUGGGCGGUGCCCGUAUGAGAGAUCGGGGGGGCAUCACCCUGUGACCCCGAUGUUUCCCUCCUCGGGGCCCCGGGCCGGUCAACGUAGGCACAGGGAGAACCCCACAGCUAAUCCCCUGCUUGUAUCUUCCCCAUAAGGGCCCCAGGCCCCACCCUGAGGCCCUGCCUCUGGGGCGAUGUGGGAAUCGCCACUUGCUGGGAGCAGUGCGGGGGCUAGGACACAGAGCGGGGCAGUUCUGAAUCCCCCCUGCAGGGGUAGGGAGUGGGGGCUGUUUUCCAUUGAAUGAGGCUUUGUGACUGUUCAGUGAUGUGUGGAGGAAAAGUCCCCUCAGCUCCACCAUCCUGGCUCCUGCAUGAGAUGCUCCCCCCCACCCCUGAAAUCCUGGCCCCUGCAGCCUCCGGACCCACAGAUUGGCCUGACCCAUGUCUGCCUGCCCCUGGGUGCUCAGACAUCAGCCGUCUCCCCAUUGCCUCGGUUUCCCUUAACUCCUGCUUAAAGAGCCCCCCUGAGCCUGAUAGUCUCCACCUGUGACACUCUGUACCUCUGGGGAACACCCUGCACCCCCAUGUUCAUCCUUGUAAUAUGAUUGUGUGGGAUCUAGUGUAAAGUUUGUCAUGUCGGGUGUCUUCGGAAGGCUCAUGAUGCACCGAGCAUUGUUGUUACAGUGAUGUUAUAGGUUGUAAUUUCAUGUAUAUAGUUAUGUGGCUGAAAAUGUAUCCUCAUGGUGUGUGCCCAUGGGAGGAGGAUCUGAGACCAGGGCAUGUGCCCAUGGCGGGGGGGUGUCAUGGACUCACAGGACUCGUGCUCUCUCUUGGCUCCCCUUUCAGUACUACAGCCCUUCUCAGGGGUCACAAUCUCUCUCGGGGGUUAAGCCCCUAUGCCUCCUGGAACCGCACCUGUCAUGAACAUAGAGCUAAGGAUAGCAUAAAAUCCCUCCUUUACCUGUAAGGGGUUAAGAAGCUUAAAUAACCUGGUUGGCACCUGACCAAAAGGACCAGUAAGGGGAGAAGAUACUUUCAAAUCUGGGGGAGGUUUUUGUUUUGUCUCUCUUUGUUGUUCUCUCCAGGACAGCGAGGGAUCAGGACAGGGAAAAUACAUCUCCUAAAGCCAGACCUGAACUAAGCAGCUAAGAUUACAAAUUGUAAGUAAGUAAUAGCAAGGAAAUGCGUUAG
Chrysemys picta bellii (western painted turtle) is the source of this 2681-nucleotide messenger RNA. The record is from RefSeq and is a predicted model, not a curated record. Lineage: Eukaryota; Metazoa; Chordata; Testudines; Emydidae.